Molecule: messenger RNA, 1365 nt
Organism: Cucumis sativus (cucumber)
Lineage: Eukaryota; Viridiplantae; Streptophyta; Magnoliopsida; Cucurbitales; Cucurbitaceae
Product: probable proteasome inhibitor
Exons: 9
Coding region: 143-1099 (318 amino acids)
Biological process (GO): proteasome-mediated ubiquitin-dependent protein catabolic process
Molecular function (GO): endopeptidase inhibitor activity; proteasome binding
Source: RefSeq, a predicted model, not a curated record
UUGCUACCAAAGUCAUUCAGUGGGUGACCCCUUCCCCGAAAACUUACAAUUAAGCUUCGCUCGGUCUCUUUCUCUUUCGUUUUGGUCCGUCGGAAUUCAAUUCAAUUCCAGAACAACAAAGAAUCUCCAAAUCAACACAAAAAUGGUUAACGAGCAAUCGGUUAUGGCCGUCAUCAGGGCAACUAGGGCUACCUUUCGCAACGACUACGACAAGGUCGCUUUUGCCGUUCACGCCACAUUUCUCGCUUCCGGCUUCGUGCUGACUGCCACCGGACCUUCUGCUUUUACUGAGCCCACCUUUUCUUCUCCUUCUACCGAUGAAGUUAGUAUCGAGGGCUGGAACGACUUAGAGGAUGAAUAUGCAUACAUUUACGCAAACCUCGAGAAGGAUUCUAAUUGGAAGAAAGUGAUUGUCAAGUGCUUGGUCAUGAACGGGAAAUUGCUAGUUGAUGCCUUGACUGAUAAGAAUUCGGAGCCACUGCAUCUUGAAAUUGACGUUGAGGAAAUCGUCAAUCCGAAUGGGGGAAGUAACUAUACAACGCAGUACAGAAAUUUGGAUAAACUGGUGAAACGCUUGGACUUGGAAAUAUUGUCUAAAUUAGAUGGUUCUUCAAAAGCGUCGACAAGUAAUCCUGCAAGGGCUGAGAGUAGUGAAAGAUCAUCUGGAGUUGUAAAUGAGCCUUCUUCUGGAAUCCCUGAGACUCGAAGCCCCCCAUCGAAUAUGCCUCUUUAUGGAAUUCCUGAGCGUCCUGGUCCAAUGAUUCAUCCUUCUGGAGUUGUAAUUCCUCCUAUUAAUCCCCUUGGUGGUGGUGAUCUUUUCCCUGGACCUGGCGCUGGAAUGUACCCUGCUAGAGGUGGCUUUAGUGGCGAUGGAAGCAUGCUUUUAGGUCCUAAUGAUCCAAGAUGGUUUGGAAUCGGUAGAGGACCUGGUUUUCAAGGAGGGCAGCCGGGUGUGCCUCCAGGUGCUCGUUUUGAUCCAUAUGGUCCACCUGAUGUUCCUGGGUUUGAGCCAAAUCGGUUUGUUAGAAAUCCUCGAAGACCAGGAGGAGGGACUCAUCCCGACCUGGAGCAUUUUGGAGGUGGUUCCGAUUUCAUAUAGUCGGCUGUAAUUAUAAAGCAUCUGAAAAUUAGAAGGUUUAGGGAAAGACAAUGACUCCUCCCUGGAAGUUAUUUCUUCUUCUUUUUAAUGUUUUUGGUGGCCUGUAAUGACUGUAUAGUACUAUUGUGAAUAUGGGAAUGGUGUUUCUCGAGUUUAAAGAUGUUUUUUUUAUUGUUACGCCGGACUUAAAACUAGAUGUAAUUUCUCAAAUUCCGAACUGUUUGCUCUCAUGAUCAAGGCUUUUCAAUUUUGUAAUUGUUCAUGUU